UAGUAAUUUGGAUUUGAGUCUACCUAGUUCUCAACUUAUAAAUAAUAGUACUUUUAGAUUUAAUAAUCUAAAUAUUAACAUUAAUAACAUUUACUUAUUUACUUUUAUCUACUUUAUGGUAUGUAUUGUUUGUUUAGUUUUGCAUAAAAUUACAAAUGACAAACGAACAUUUUAUUGUGUUCUUAUUUUUAAGUGAUUACAAUUUGAAGCAAUGCCUAAAGUACGUCGAAGCCGAAAACCGCCGCCCGAUGGUUGGGAAUUGAUUGAACCAACGCUAGAAGAAUUGGAACAAAAAAUGCGCGAAGCUGAAACAGAGCCACACGAGGGAAAAAGAAAACAGGAGUCUCUAUGGCCAAUAUUCAAAAUACAUCAUCAGAAAUCUCGCUACAUUUAUGAUCUAUUUUACAGAAGAAAAGCUAUCAGUAGAGAAUUAUAUCAAUUCUGCCUGGAUGAGAAAAUAGCUGAUGCAAAUCUCAUAGCAAAGUGGAAAAAGACUGGUUAUGAAAAUUUGUGUUGUCUAAGGUGUAUUCAGACAAGAGAUACAAAUUUUGCUACAAAUUGUAUAUGUAGAGUCCCCAAAAGCAAGUUGGAGGAGGGCAGAAUAGUUGAAUGUGUACACUGUGGUUGCAGGGGUUGUUCGGGAUAGAGAUCAGAAUUUUCCAACAGAAAUCUCGCAGUAAAAUAUCUUUAUUGAAACACCUAAAUUAAAACAGGGUUUGUCUUAAAUUGAUAUCCAAAACAACUGAAACAUGUAAAGAUUUUUCCAAAUUGAGUGUUUAGGCACUAAAUUAGUGUCACUCUCAAGUGAAAUGAUUCAUUUUGUAUUGUCAGUGUAAUAUAAUUUGUAGAUUAACUACAAAUUUUAACAAAAAUCAAUAAAAGAGAUAUGAA
This is a messenger RNA of Vanessa tameamea, 891 nucleotides long. It is a transcript of the gene l(1)10Bb, whose product is annotated as protein BUD31 homolog. Gene Ontology annotation, cellular component: nucleus; spliceosomal complex. The record is from RefSeq and is a predicted model, not a curated record. Gene Ontology annotation, biological process: mRNA splicing, via spliceosome. The transcript is spliced from 2 exons. Bases 212 to 646 code for a protein of 144 amino acids. Lineage: Eukaryota; Metazoa; Arthropoda; Insecta; Lepidoptera; Nymphalidae.